Molecule: messenger RNA, 5231 nt
Organism: Protobothrops mucrosquamatus (brown spotted pit viper)
Lineage: Eukaryota; Metazoa; Chordata; Lepidosauria; Squamata; Viperidae
Gene: EIF2AK3
Product: eukaryotic translation initiation factor 2 alpha kinase 3
Exons: 17
Coding region: 107-3379 (1090 amino acids)
Biological process (GO): protein phosphorylation
Molecular function (GO): ATP binding; protein kinase activity; protein binding
Source: RefSeq, a predicted model, not a curated record
GAAAGAUUAAAUCUACCUCGGUGGCCAUUGGAAGGAGCUGCGUGGAGCCAAAUUGGAGUUUAUGCCAUAACGAUCUCUUUGGGGGGAGUGGAGGGAGGGCCCCUCCAUGCCAGGGCCGCGAGGCCCAAGCGUUCGGCCUGCUCCUUCCGCAGCCACCCGCUCUAACGUCGCCGCCCUGGUGCUCCUCUGGAUUUUUUUGCCGCUCUGCGUCCCCCUGAGGGAAGCGGCGGCGUUUUCGGAGAGUGAUGGCCGGCCCGGAUUAGGACUCGGUGGCGCUGCAGCUGCGGCGCUUCCUGUAGUAGGUGACGUGAUUGUGGAGGACGAUGAAGCCAGUGGCGUGGCCCAGGCCGCAUCCUCCGGAGAACAGGAGGAAGAAGCAGUGGAAGCUCCCACCCGAAGCGGUAGUUUCAGAUCAUUAAUAAUUAUAAGUACUUUGGAUGGACGGAUUGCUGCUUUAGAUCCAGAAAACAGUGGUAGAAAACAAUGGGAUCUGGACGUGGGAUCAGGUUCUCUUGUUUCAUCUAGUCUUAGUAAACCAGAGGUGUUUGGGAAUAAAAUGAUAAUUCCCUCCUUGGAUGGAGAUCUUUUCCAGUGGGAUCGUGACAGAGAGAGCAUUGAAGCUGUUCCAUUCACUGUUGAGUCACUUCUUGAAUCAUCCUACAGAUUUGGGGAUGAUGUAGUUCUGGUUGGAGGAAAGUCCCGAACAACAUAUGGACUGAGUUCAUAUUCAGGAAAGGUAAAAUACAUAUGUUCAGCAAUGGGCUGUCGUCGCUGGGAUGAUGAUGAGAUAGAGCAGGAAGAUAUUCUUCUCCUACAUAGAACUCAGAAAACUGUUCGUGCUGUUGGGCCCCGCAGCGGCAAUGAAAAGUGGAAUUUUAGCGUUGGUCAUUUUGAACUACGUUAUAUCCCGGAGACUGAAACAAGGGUAGGAUAUCUUGAAGGGAAUAUGAAAUCAAAUAUUAACAAAGAAGAUUCUAAAAUCAUUUCGGAAGUAGAAGAACAGGAAGCUACAAUGAAGGAUACAGUGAUAAAGGUUUCAGUAGCUGACUGGAAGGUUAUGGCAUUUAAUAAGAAGGAAGGACAUCUAGAAUGGGAAUAUCAGUUUUGCACUCCAGUUGCUUCUGCUUGGUUGGUGAAAGAUGGCAAAGUAAUUCCAAUCAGUCUCUUUGAUGACACAAGCUAUACUUCUAAUAAUAAUAUCUUAGAGGAUGAAGAAGAUCUUGUGGAAGCUGCUCGAGGAGCCACUGAAUCCAGUGUUUAUUUAGGAAUGUAUAGAGGUCAGCUGUAUCUUCAGUCAUCAGUUAGAAUUUCUGAUAAAUUUCCUACUAACCCUAAAGCUUUGGAAUCCAGAAAUGAUAAUGCCGUUAUUCAUUUGCCUAUGAUCAAGUGGAAGCCUUUAAUUCAUUCUCCAUCAAGAACACCUGUGCUGGUAGGAUCUGAUGAAUUUGAUAAAUGUCUCAGCAAUGACAAGUUUUCUCAUGAAGAAUAUAGUAAUGGUGCUCUGUCAGUUCUGCAAUAUCCCUAUGAUAAUGGCUAUUUUUUACCUUACUACACACGAGAGAGGAACAGACGAAGCACACAGAUAACUGUAAGAUUUUCUGACAAUAUGAAUUCAAAGAUCAUCCGAAAAAAAGAUCCAGUUCUACUUCUGCACUGGUGGAAAGAAAUUGCUGGUACCAUCUUAUUCUGUAUUAUAGCCACAACUUUCAUUGUGCGCAGGCUUUUCCAUCCUGAUGCCCGUAACCGGCAACGGAAGGAGUCUGAAACUCAGUGUCAGACAGAUAAUAAAAAUGAACAAACCAAAGACAACAGAGAUGAUCUUAAGAACUCUGGAUAUGUGUCAAGGUAUCUGACAGAUUUUGAACCAGUUCAGUGUCUCGGUCGUGGAGGUUUUGGAGUAGUAUUUGAAGCCAGAAACAAAGUUGAUGAUUGCAACUAUGCUAUUAAAAGAAUUCGUCUUCCAAAUAGAGAGCUGGCUCGUGAAAAGGUUAUGCGUGAAGUUAAAGCAUUAGCAAAACUUGAACACCCUUCUAUUGUUCGAUAUUUCAAUGCUUGGUUAGAAGCACCACCUGAGAGCUGGCAAGAAAGAAUGGAUGAGCUGUGGUUGAAAGAUGAAAGUAUUGAUUGGCCACUCAGUUCUCCCAGUCCAAUGGAGGUGCCAUCAUUUAAAAUUAGAACAGAGCCAUUCUCUACUGAGGAAAACAUUGAAGUCAUUGCUACAUCUGUAGAAAAGAAGACUCUGCUUUCUGUAGGAAUACCUUGUGACCAGUCAGAUUCAUCAGAGAAUAAGUUUUCUCCUUUGGAGUUUUCUGCCAUCGAGAACAGAGAUUUGAUCCAAUUGGCAAGUGCACAAGAUAAUUUCAUUAAUAGCUGUGUUAUGGAAGGCAGUCCUGUUGAUGAUAAUGAUCCUGUACAUUCCUUUGAAGUGUAUCUUCCUGCUAAAUCGGUAGUAAGGUUGAGGGAGAGAACAUCUUCUUCUAUUGUCUUUGAAGACUCUGGAUGUGACAAUUCUUCCAAUAAAGAGAAUAAUAUUACCAGUGUGCUUCAUGAUAGCCAUUUUGAAGAUAAAGCGACAAGCACAAGAGAGUCCAAUAAUGAAAACUCAUCUUCAACAAGUUCUAUAUCUAGUUCUCCACCAAGACCAACAACUUUAAGUUUGGACUGCUCUAACAACUCAGUACAAAAACUUUUACCUACCAUUCCAAAAGUGUAUCUUUAUAUCCAGAUGCAACUUUGUAGGAAAGAAAACCUCAAAGAUUGGAUGAACAGAAGAUGUACAAUAGAGGAGAGAGAAAGGACCGAGUGCCUUGUGAUAUUUCUGCAAAUAGCUGAAGCUGUCCAGUUCCUGCACAGUAAAGGAUUAAUGCAUCGGGAUCUCAAGCCUUCCAACAUUUUUUUUACAAUGGAUAACAUAGUAAAAGUUGGAGAUUUUGGUCUAGUAACUGCAAUGGACCAUGAUGAGGAAGAAGAAUCUGUUUUAACACCAAUGCCAGCUUAUGACAGACACACAGGGCAAGUUGGGACCAAACUCUAUAUGAGUCCAGAGCAGAUUUAUGGAAAUACUUAUUCACACAAAGUCGAUAUAUUUUCCUUAGGAUUGAUCUUGUUUGAGCUUCUUUACCCUUUCAGCACUCAGAUGGAGAGAGUCAGGAUUUUAAGUGAAGUAAGAAACUUGACUUUCCCACCACUGUUCAUUAAGGAAUAUGCACAGGAGCAUAAGAUGGUAAAGCACAUGCUCUCCCCAAGUCCCACAGAAAGACCAGAGGCUGUAGACAUUAUUGAAAAUCCUCUCUUUGAAGAUUUGGAAUUCCUUGCAAAACCAGUGAUCAGGCAGCGAUCCCGAACAAUGAGUUCAUCUGGAGUCAAGCAUUCAAGAUAGCUGAGUAAAUAAUUUGGCACAAUUACAGGAACCUUGCAAAAGAACUUAAAACAUUCCUGCAAUAUUCAUAUUCUAAGCUUCAUUUUUUCUUGUCUGAUUCAUGUACAGCACUAUUACCAAAUGAAACUAAGAAUCGAAUGCUUUCAGUCUUUCACAAGUGAAUGAUUUUCACUUCGAAACCUGGCCUGAUUUAAUUACAGUACAUUAUUUUGCAUUUAAAUCUUGUACAGAUGAUGCUUAUUAUGUAAAUGAAACUAAAUUCUGUAUUUUUAUAGAAACAAUGCCUUCUAAUACCAAUAUAUAAGCCUUGAUUCCUUUAUAUAUAUAUAUAAAAAUGAAGAUGAUCUGAAAGGAAGCUAGAGGAGGUAAAUACAAUUUUGUCCCUGGUAACAUAUAAAGUAAAAAUUGUUUUACUAUCAGUUGCCAGGUUUAGAGCAAUAGUGUGAUAGGCUUCUUUUCAAAGAAAUUAAUUGAAGAAAAUAUUUAGAUUGAAUGAAAAAUAUGUUGAUUUAAAAGAAAGCUGCCUUGGAUACAGUUUUGAAUUGUGCCAGUACCAAAUGGGGCAUUUUUCUCUUUUUAUAAUUUGAGGAAUACAUUAUCUUGAUAUAAAGUUUGUGUAGUAAUCAAGUCUUACACAUUUCUCAGUUAAAAUGUUAUUAUUUAAUAAUGCCUUUUUUCAAUGUAUAUAUGUUAAUUUUUAUUUAUAAAAUUGGAAAAACAAUCCGUUUGGGUUGGUAGUGUACAGUAUGCACUUGAAGUAAUUAUUAAGUGCAUUAAACUACUGUGACUUUUUUCAAGUCUGAUUUAAUAAAAUCAUUUCUCUUUAGAUGUAACUGUGUUGUGUUUCACAAUUGAAUGAAAAUAACUUAAUUUGAUAAUUUCAUCCUCAUUUGUAUAUGGUAGCUUUCCAGCACCCUGCUUUCCUACCUCUCUCCCCUGCUGCAUACUUCCUCUGCCCUGUCUUCCCAGACAUGUAGGAAUCUCUCAGCUCCCUACUGCAUUCAUCACCUUUACCCACCUCCCCACUGAGACUCUUCUUCAAGCCAUUCAUAGCAGAUGAAAAAUUCCAGGACAAAAAAGUUAUUGUUUAAAAUAAAAUUUAAAAACAUACAAUAAAUAAAUAAUACAUGUACAAAUAUGCUUGCAACUGUUUUUUCCAGGCUUCAUGCCCAGGAAAUAAGUAAUUGUAUUUUUGCCAUUAUAAAUUAUAAAUCUUUUCCAAAGGUCUGAAAAUUGAUACAGAAGCUAUCUAGUGAACUAGUUAAUUUUUAACAAGUCAUAUAAGAAAUGGUUGAAUACUUGCUUCCCCUUCAAAUUCAAUCAUGUUUUGCAUAUCUUUAAAUUUGAAAAAAAUAUUCCUACCAAGUUGAAAGAAAAUUUAUCAAAUAUUUAUUACUGUAUGAGUUUGCUUAAAAUGCCUACUUUAACCAGUAGAUAACAACAAAUAUACUGCAUACUCAUUCAGUGCCAGAGUGUCUUCCUGACUUCAAAAUCAGAUGGCUCCCACCAAAUCAUAAAUGUGAUUUGCAAAAGAAAAUGGAGCAUGGGAAAAUCAAACUGAUUUAUAUGUAUACAUUGGUAUAUAUUGCUUGCCUUUAUAUGUUUAUUACCUGUUUGCAUAUUUUUGUGUUAAAAAAGGUUGUAUUUAAAUUCUCUUUUUUCAAGAUUAUCCUCUGCAAAUGUAAUAUAGGGAUGCUCAAAGCCUUGGGAUGUAAUUCUAAACUCCUUCCACUUUUGCCCCUUUACCCCCAAAAUGCCAACACCUAUGAGUUCAGACUUAAGAAAGUAACAUUCUGAAGAAGGAUAUAAAAGAGCUGGGAUGUCUGAAGUAGACAUACUCUCUGGGCUGCAA